Messenger RNA from Durusdinium trenchii, 2064 nucleotides. NCBI's taxonomy places the organism in Eukaryota, Dinophyceae, Suessiales, Symbiodiniaceae. The record is from the annotation of a GenBank genome assembly.
AUGCGUGUCCAUGUCUUGCUCACGCUGGCCUUGGCAGAGGCUGCCCAGUGGCCAGCGCAGGUGAUCCAGUCUUGUGGCUUCUCUUCACCAAAUGCAGUGGUCAGCGAUGUGGAGGGCUCGCUCACCUUGUCAGUUCCAAAGUUGUGCGGAGCCGUAAACUAUCCCUGUCGGCAUGCGCUGUUUGCCGCUGUGAACGCCAUGCGAGAUGAUGCCUUCAAGGAUAUCUACAAGUGUGCUCUUCCAUGGGAUCGGCAAGAAAAGCUGGUCAUGGCAUCCUUCGUGGUCCAAGGACUGAAACCUCAGCAGUACGGCCAGUGGGGCACAUGGCUUGGCAAUGCAUUUGCCCAUUGCCCAGACCUGUCAGGAUUUGAGCCAAAAGCUUCCACCUCCUACCCCGAUGCCGGCGGGAUCCGCUUCUUGGUGAGUGGAACUGGAACAGCGCAUGACAAUGCGAAAAUCGAGCAAUGCUUGGGAAGCAAUAUGCAGGCCUCUUCAGGGUUGUCGUGGUCCCGCAUCACCGUGUCCAACUUCGGCAUCUCGAAAGUCGAGUCCGAGCCACUCUUCCAAAUCGGCAUGAAGAACUUCAUGAUCCUUUUGCGCUUCGGGGCAGUCAUUCUGGUGGCCUUGGGGUUGUAUGGCAUCGUGGCCGUUUGUGCAUAUUACAGUGGAGUGAAGUGGUUGCAGCCAAUCUUGCUCUGCUGGCCAGAGGUGUGCGACGGCCGAGGGUGCUUCGUGUACCGUGUGCUUUGUUGUCCUUUUGUUUUGAUUUGGCAUGCCUUCUACAUAUAUUGCUUCCACUGCUGCCACAGCUACAUUUCCUUCCUUUGUAUGCCAGCAUGCUUCAAGGGCAUGUGCUGGGAUGAUUUUCAGGACCCAGAGUUUCCCCCAAACGACAAUAGCCUUGGAAAGUUGAAGGGAGACACAGCCGGGGGUUUGAUCCAUCAAGGUGGUGGCACUGACUGGGUCCGAGCGGCCGAGAUCGCAGAAAAGGACGGGUGGAAAAGGACAGUGAAGACCAUCGAGGGGCACAACUUUUUGAUGGUGGCAUCGAAGCAUCUGAUUUGUUGCAGGAUCGCGGCUUUGGCAACUCGGCGACACCGGCGAGGGGUGAAAGGGCAACUAGGGACUGAAUGGAAAACCAUCGUCAUCGAUGAGAAGAUUCCCUGCUACGCGGGAACCACCAAGCCUCGAUUUGCACAAGCCAAUAGUCGUGAAAUCUGGGUGCUUUUGAUGGAGAAAGCGUUUGCCAAGAUGUAUGGUGGCUACGACAAGCUCGAGGGUGGUGUAAUGUCCUGGGCACUAUCAGCUAUCACUGGAAAUCCGGCGGUGAAUUUUCUAAGGAUGAGCGGAGUUUGGAAUGCCUUCAAGCCAGCCGGGGGUGGUCAACUGACACAAGAGGGAGAGUUUAGUGAUGAUGAGUUCUUCAAGUUCCUACAUCGGAUUAGGCGGAACGGUGCGUUUAUUUGUUGCUCAACCAUCGUCCCACCCGACCGCAAAGGCUUGAUCAACGGCCACGCGUACUCGGUGCUGGAUUUGCAAACAGUCGCACCAGAUGUGACCAGUGGGGAAUACUUCCGCAUGGUGCAGAUCCGAAACCCACAUGGGCAAGGGGAAUGGCAAGGGGCAUGGAGCGACAAGUCGCCCUUGUGGGAGAAGCAUCCACGCGUUAAGCGAAAGAUUUUGGGAGGUGAAGAGCCCAAAGAUGAUGGCUCCUUUUGGAUGCAAUGGGAGGAUUUCGUGGUUUUCUGGAAGGAUGUGCAAGUGGUCGAUUGUGACACAAACAUCCACACAGUAGCAAUGCCUGAUUAUGACGAAGAGACAUGGUGCGGUCCUAUCAUCUCAUCCCUGCAGGGGUGCUUUGAGUAUUGGUGCUGCUGUGUGGGAUGCAAACGCUUGUAUCUCGGGCGUGCUGGUGGAAAGAAUCUGGAGGAGAUGAAGAAGGAUAUGAACAACCAGUGUGGCUAUGACCAGCGAGGUUUUUACUGCCACCUCUUUGAAAGAAGAGCUGUAGCCGAUGAUGCAUACUUGUCUUCAGACGAGGAGUCAGGCAUGCUACGGCGCUAG